CUCUGUGUUUUGGGUAUCAUUAAGCAAUAAGAGAGGUUUUUGUUCAUAUGGCUAAAAUAGGCAAAGGGAUUCAGAUUCCUCUAUCAUGGGUACCUGCUAAGGAUGGAAAUGUCCCUAAUAAUGCUCUCAGUGUUACUCGUGGUAUCUAUGUGGUUCGUUGCAAACACGAUGGUCAAUGGAUUCCUGGGAAGGCUGCAACUGGACAUAAUGCAGCUUAUUAUCCAUAUGGUGGUGAAGAAAAGAAUACAAGAGAAUAUGAAGUCCUGUGUGAUACCUCAUUUUCAGGACAUCAAGGAUAUGAAUGGUUACAUGCAUCAUAUGGUGGUGUGCCGAAAAAUGCAAUCAUUGCUGGCAUGUCAGGUUUUGAUCCACUAUACAUAGCCAAAUCUUCAAUUAAUGGAGAACCAUCUGUUGGAAAGGUACAUAGUGGCCAUGAAUGUGCAUAUUUACCAUGGGGUGGUAAAGAACACUCAGUGAAAGAAUAUGAAGUUUUAGUUUGGAAAAAGUGAAAUUGAUUUUGUUGUUCUGAUCUCCAAGAUCAUCGAAAGAUUAUCUCUUGUAUAACUGUUUCCAUUUAAUUAGAAGGAACAAUAAAAUGAUUAGAUAAAAGUGUAUCUCUUCGUGUUAAAAAAUAACUUGAUGUACAAUUAUCAAUAAAAACAUCAUAACAAAAACAUACUACAAAGAUUUCUUAGUAAAAUGAAAUUAAAAAUAACUGCUGUUUGUUCAUUGUCUCUGAUUGCUUAAAAUUGAGUCCUUUAUGUAUUCAAAAGACUGAUUGGACAAACAUUACUCGCAACUGACUGAAAACUGAGUGCUAAUCACAAUGAUGUUUUACUCGUUCUAUCAGAGCACAUCAAAUUCUAUCGACAGAAUGGUACUAUGGUUACUAGCAUUGUAGUAAAAGAGAACAACAGUGGAGACAACAACUUUUACAAACAUUUGUGGCAAAAGUAUGAACUAUGAGAAUUAACAAAAUAAAUGC
Messenger RNA from Schistosoma haematobium, 985 nucleotides. It is a transcript of the gene NATTERIN3, whose product is annotated as Natterin-3. Bases 48 to 509 code for a protein of 153 amino acids. Lineage: Eukaryota; Metazoa; Platyhelminthes; Trematoda; Strigeidida; Schistosomatidae. The record is from RefSeq and is a predicted model, not a curated record. The transcript is spliced from 4 exons.